Messenger RNA from Radiomyces spectabilis, 1780 nucleotides. Its product is annotated as MBOAT-domain-containing protein. The transcript is spliced from 9 exons. The coding region runs from base 51 to 1754 and encodes 567 amino acids. Gene Ontology annotation, cellular component: endoplasmic reticulum. Lineage: Eukaryota; Fungi; Mucoromycota; Mucoromycetes; Mucorales; Radiomycetaceae. Gene Ontology annotation, biological process: GPI anchor biosynthetic process. The record is from RefSeq and is a predicted model, not a curated record.
UGCUUCUUCUUUGAAGCAAAUCACUGCUGCAUUCGCGUUAGCAAGAAAACAUGGAAACGACAAACGACAAACCGACGCCAUUUAGUUCGCCCGGUACACCACACCUUGCAACAUCAUCGUCAAAAAAGCUUCUCGUCACUUCUCCUUCACGGUGGCACACGCGAGAGUUCUAUUUCUACUAUGUAUGCUUUUGUAUUGUGGUGCCGUACAUGUUCCUUGUCACUUAUCGGCUGAGUCGAGAGGAUCAUCCAAACUACUCUGAUUUCGCACCGCUGCUCGAAGACGGGUGGAUCUUUGGUCGGAAAGUGGACAAUAGUGAUGCGCAGUAUGCUCAGUUUCGGGGUAAUCUACGCAAUCUCGUGCCUUUGGCUCUCGUCUACCUUUGCCUGAGUCAUGUGUUUCGUCGUACCUUUGUUCCUUCCACUCCUAUCAAGCACGAACAUCAGGCCCUACCUCAAGCGUACUUUCAGUUGGUCGCGGCCUUGGUGAUCGUCACUGUUUUCCACGGCACCAGUAUCCUCAAAAUUCUUGUGAUCGUGUCUACGAGCUUCUGGAUCGGUCGAUGGACAGGAGGCUCCCGAUGGAAUGUGGUAUUGACUUGGACGUUUAAUCUGGGAGUCCUGUUUAUGAAUGAGUGGCACGACGGUUACACCUUUGCAGCACUUCAUCCGAAUUUAGCAUGGAUGGACCAAUACAAUGGCGUGCAACCGCGAUGGCAUAUCUUGUUCAAUUUCGUUAUGCUCCGAUUAGUCUCGUUCAACAUGGAUUACUAUUGGCAGAUCAGAAAGCCAAGAAACGAAUAUGACAAGGAAGAUGACAAGCUGGGCACCCCUUUACUUACCGACAAGGCACGCAUUACGGUGCCAUGCUUUGCAUCUGAUUACAACUAUUGGUAUUUCCUCGCUUACGUUUUCUAUAUUCCCCUCUAUUUAUGUGGCCCCAUUCUGUCCUACAAUGAUUUCAUCUCUCAGCUCCGUUAUCCAUCGGCCAAUGUGACGCGUCCUUUUGUUACGACGUAUGCUUUACGCAUGGUGAUAGUGAUUUUGGUGAUGGAAUUCAUGCUACACUAUCUCUAUGUGGUGGCAAUCAGCAAAGCCAAAGCUUGGGAUGGUGAUACGCCGUUGGAGCUGAGUAUGAUUGGGUAUUUCAACUUGGUAAUCAUCUGGAUGAAGUUGUUGAUCCCAUGGCGGUUUUUCCGACUUUGGGGAUUGGCGGACGGGAUGUGGACGGAAGAAAAUAUGGUCCGUUGCAUGUCGAACAAUUUCUCGGCCCAACGAUUCUGGAAGAGCUGGCAUCGUACAUUCAAUCGCUGGACGAUUCGAUAUAUUUAUAUCCCGCUGGGCGGAUCCAAGUAUAUGAUGUUUAACAUCUGGAUUGUAUUCACGUUUGUGGCUCUAUGGCACGAUAUCGAACUCAAACUUCUCGCUUGGGGAUGGCUCAUUUGCCUCUUUUUGCUACCGGAACUGAUCGCUUCAGGCUUAUUCAGUUAUAAAAAGUUUGGACACAAACCCUAUUACCGAUUCGUAUGCGGCAUUGGUGCGGUUGGCAAUAUUCUGAUGAUGAUGAUUGCCAAUUUGAUUGGCUUUUGUGUGGGGUUGGAUGGAAUGAAGGAUAUGCUAACACAUAUUUUUCAGACGAUGGACGGCAUGCAAUUCCUUUUAUCGGUCUCCGUAUGUCUAUUUAUUGCUGUCCAAAUCAUGUUUGAAAUUCGCGAAUCCGAAAAACGGCGAGGAGACCCUAAAUGGGUCAUGUAGACAACAAUAAACUAAUACUAAUACCC